Molecule: messenger RNA, 1187 nt
Organism: Teleopsis dalmanni
Lineage: Eukaryota; Metazoa; Arthropoda; Insecta; Diptera; Diopsidae
Product: thioredoxin-like
Exons: 1
Coding region: 82-516 (144 amino acids)
Cellular component (GO): cytoplasm
Molecular function (GO): protein-disulfide reductase activity
Source: RefSeq, a predicted model, not a curated record
AAUAAAUAUUAUUAGAAUUUUAUAAAAACUUUUCGACUUUCAUCAUUCAAAAUUUUGGGCAGAUUUUUUGAACUUUAAAACAUGCUUAUUAAUGGCUUAACUAAAUUUGCAAUGAAAGUUGCAACAGGACAGUCACUCAGAUCUCCAUUGGUUCGUAACAUUGCAAAAGCAGCUGCAAAACGAGAAAUCUUUGAGGUGGAGACUAUGGAAGAUUUUAACAAAGAAGUUAUUAAAAGCGAUAAACCAGUCAUAGUGGAUUUUUUUGCUAACUGGUGUGUUCCAUGCAAGAAACUAACCCCUUGUGUCGAAAGCAUUGUCAGGGAAAAAGCUGGUAAGGUAAAGUUAGCAAAAGUGGACAUUGAUGAACUUUGUGAAUUGGCCUUGGAUUACGAUGUUGCUUCUGUGCCAGUGCUAAUGGUUGUGAAGAAUGGCAAAGUGGUUAAACGUAUGGUGGGACUACAAGAUAGAGAAAUCUUACGCAAGUGGGUUAACCAAGCUAUGUCGGAAUCAGAAUAGAUACAUUACUAUUCCGAGGCGGAUUCCUGAAGACUACAUUUAAUAGUUCUAAAAACUUUGCUGCCAUUUUAAAAAAUCAUCACAUCUGAAUUUCUGGCAUUUCCUCGACAAGGAUGUCUGAAUAAUAAUAUUAGCAGCAUGACAUUCUUUGUUUGAUUUGUUACGAUUAAGUGGGUUGCAGCAUUAAAACCUGCCUGGUGGUAUCGCACCAAAUUCUUUUGUAACUGCUUUGCAUUUACUUAUAUGCGAACAAUACCGUGCAGCCGUAUCCUGACAUCAUUUCGGUCCUACUAACAACUGAAUGUAACGUCAAAUAGUCUUAUAAAUGCAUUUUCGUCAUCAAUAUGGACAAAACAACAGUUCCCUAGUUACAGAAACUGCUUCGAAUAUCUUUGAAGCUUUUUAUAAAGAUGCGUUUCAUUUGCUGUAGGAAUGCCAGCCUUAACGUAUUCUUCAGUGUUUUUUGUGGCAGCAAAUGUAAACAGUUUUUAUAAUCAUCGAGAAGUAAGCUCGUAUCUUUAUCUGCUAAAGUCAUCGCGUUCAUCAAGAUGGACUAUAAAUAAUUUAAGUUGGACCACAUUGCUAUAAAAAUACUUAACAUCUGGUGUUAUAUACAUCAUGGAAGCAUGAAAUCAAUUAAUCUGCCCCGCAAAUAAAUUUUUUUAAAAGUU